Molecule: messenger RNA, 188 nt
Organism: Ambispora leptoticha
Lineage: Eukaryota; Fungi; Glomeromycota; Glomeromycetes; Archaeosporales; Ambisporaceae
Source: the annotation of a GenBank genome assembly
UAGUUUACGGCGGUAUCGAAUUUAUCGCGUAUGCUGUUGCGAUAGCAUUUUUAUUAGAGAUGUACAGUACCUUGCGUGAACUAAACCUAAUAAACAUCGCGAGUACUAUUAAAAGCACGGGCACAAAGUUCCAAGCACUAUCAGAGGCGCGAACAAAUGUAUCAGGAAUUAUUAAGGCACGGGCAUAA